AUGGAGAAGCAGGAAGAAGCCCGCAUCUCGGGCGUCGAGGACGUCAACCUCAAGCGCGAGACCAUCCGGGUCGACCACCAGGCCGAGCACGAGCUCUCCAUCAGGGAGGUUCUCCGGAACCACCCAGCGCUCGUAUGGUGGUGCUUCUACUGGUCCAUGGCCGGCGUUGGCUGGGGCUUUGACGCGCAGGUCAACGGCGGCAUGCUCAGCGUGCGAUCCUUCCGCCGCGACUUCGGGUACUACUACAACGGCGAGCCCGUCUUGCCCGCCAGCUGGCAGUCGGCCUUUAACACGGUCUCCUCGGUGGGCCAAUUCUUCGGCGGCUUCCUCUGCUCCUACAUCGCCGACCGCCUCGGCCGCAAGCCCGCCCUAGGCCUCGGCCUCGUCAUCGCCACGGGCGGCAUCCUGGGCCAAGUCUUCUCAUCCACCAACGCCGCCUUCCUCAUCAGCAAGCUCAUCCUGGGCUUCGCGCUGGGCUUCUACCUGACGCUCGGCCCGCUCGCCACCUCAGAGUGCACGCCCGUCGUCUUCCGCGCCAUCGCCACCGCGGGGGUGCAGUUCGGCAUCGCGUCCGGCCAGCUGCUGUCCAACGCCGUCAUCAAGGCCUUUGGCGAGUGGGAGUCGCGCUGGGCCUACCGCGCGCCCUUCGCCAUACAGCUCUUCUUCUGCGUGUUUCUCGCCGCGGGCUUGCCGUUUGCGCCCGAGACGCCCUGGCAUCUCGUGCGCGUGGGGAAGCGCGAGGAGGCGAAGCGGUCGCUGGCGAGGCUUUACGGGAACAAGGUGGACUUGGAGGCGAAGCUCGUGACGCUGGAGACGACGGUGGCGGCGGAGCGCGCGUUUGUCGUGCAUAAUUCGGAUUGGGCGUCGCUGCUGCAGUGCUUCCGCGGGACGAACCGCCUGCGCACCAUGAUCUCGACGUUUGUGUUUCUGUGCCAGCACCUGACGGGCAUCAUCUUCGUGCUCGGGUACAGCACCUACUUUUUCCAGCUCGCGGGGCUGCCUACGGAUAAGUCCUUCGACCUGGGGGUGGGCGUCACGGCCGUGGCCCUCUUCAGCGUCGGGUGCAGCUGGUUCGCCAUCAACUCCAUCGGCCGACGGACGCUCUUCGUGUACGGCAUCGCCAGCACGACGCUCGUGCUCAUCCUCAUCGGCAUCCUCGACGUGAUCCCCACGGGCGCGGCCAAGUGGGCCCAGGCCGCCCUGACCGUCAUCUACGCCUUCAUCUACAUCUUCACGCUUGGCGCCUGCGCGUUCGCCAUCCUCGGCGAGGUCAGCUCUGUUACUCUCCGCGCGCCGACAAUUGCCCUCGCCACCGCCAUGCAGGCCAUCUGCGGCAUCGUCUUCGGCUUUGUCAUCCCGUACAUGAUUAACCCCGACCAGGGCAACCUCAGGGGCAAGGUCGGCUUCAUCUUUGGCGGCAUGUCGGCCUGCGCGACUGUCUGGAGCUUCUUCUUUGUGCCGGAGCUCAAGGGCCGCACGUUUGAUGAGAUUGACCAGAUGUUCAUGGACAAGGUGCCCCCGAGGAAGAUGGGCUCGUACACUGUCGACUCGUAUUGA
Purpureocillium lilacinum is the source of this 1557-nucleotide messenger RNA. RefSeq lists its product as uncharacterized. The record is from RefSeq and is a predicted model, not a curated record. NCBI's taxonomy places the organism in Eukaryota, Fungi, Ascomycota, Sordariomycetes, Hypocreales, Ophiocordycipitaceae. Gene Ontology annotation, biological process: carbohydrate transport; transmembrane transport. Gene Ontology annotation, molecular function: carbohydrate:proton symporter activity. Gene Ontology annotation, cellular component: membrane.